Molecule: messenger RNA, 5611 nt
Organism: Anolis carolinensis (green anole)
Lineage: Eukaryota; Metazoa; Chordata; Lepidosauria; Squamata; Anolidae
Gene: kcnc2
Product: potassium voltage-gated channel subfamily C member 2
Exons: 5
Coding region: 472-2526 (684 amino acids)
Biological process (GO): protein homooligomerization; potassium ion transmembrane transport
Cellular component (GO): neuronal cell body membrane; dendrite membrane; axon terminus
Molecular function (GO): protein binding; delayed rectifier potassium channel activity
Source: RefSeq, a predicted model, not a curated record
GCUUCGAAGGAAAAAGCGGGGACCUUUUCACCUUGGAUCCGAAUCGGCGUUGGCAGAGUCCUCGGUGAGAUGUUCCGAGCCCACGACUUCCACGAUGCUGCCUCUUUCCCCCUCCCUUCUCCGUUCUCCCCUCCCCAUGUUUUGGCGAUGGUUUGUCUCCGCCGCGAUGCCCGUGCGGCUCCUCUCUUUCUCUCCCGAUGACAAAAGGGAGGUUUCCUAGCAGCAGGUGGAGGGAGGCUCCUCGGGCCGCCAAGGGCGAGGAAAGGGCCACCUGAAGAGGGCGAGGAGGCGAGCCAGUCGCCCCAACAAGUAGUUCGGCGCCGAGAGCCACGGACCUGGAGCCGCUCUCCUUCCACCAAGGUACUGGGGGCGAAUGAGAGGCAUCUCGGGGACGGAGGCGGGCAGAGAAUCCCCUCAAUCCCCAUCAUCAUCCAUAGAAAACCUCACAGUCAUGUCUGAGCCACCACCGCGAUGGGGAAGCUCGAGGACAACGAGAGGGUGAUCCUCAACGUGGGGGGCACCAGGCACGAGACCUACCGGAGCACCCUGAAGACGCUGCCGGGCACGCGCUUGGCUCUGCUGGCCUCCCAAGGCGAGUCUCCUUCGGGCGGAGGCGCCGUCGGGGAGGACCACCACCACCCCCAGCACCACCAACACCACCCGCCGCCCCUGCCGGCGCCCAACCCGGGCCCCAACCCCGGCGCCGUGGUGGGCCCCUUGGAGGGCCUGGGCAGCAGCUGGGGCCCUCGCGGCGGCCAUGAGGUGUCGGCGGCGGUGGCGGGCGGCUCCUCCUCGUCCUCGUCCUGCUGCGAGUUCUUCUUCGACCGGCACCCCGGUGUCUUCGCCUACGUGCUCAACUACUACCGGACGGGGAAGCUGCACUGCCCGGCCGACGUCUGCGGGCCGCUCUUCGAGGAGGAGCUGGCCUUCUGGGGCAUCGACGAGACCGACGUGGAGCCCUGCUGCUGGAUGACCUACCGCCAGCACCGCGACGCCGAGGAGGCGCUCGACAUCUUCGAGACGCCCGACCUCCUCACCGGGGAGCCGCCCCUCGAGCCCGACGACGACGACGACCCCCUCCACCACCAUCACCACCACCACCACCAGGGCGCCGCCGCCUCCGCCAAGCGCCUGGGCAUCGAGGACGUGGGCGCCGGCGGCGGCGGGGCGGCCUCCUCCUCCUGCUCCGGGCCCAACGGGGCGGGCCUGGACGGGCGCGGAGGGCGGUGGAAGAGGCUCCAGCCCCGCAUGUGGGCCCUCUUCGAAGACCCCUACUCCUCCCGCGCCGCCAGGUUCAUUGCUUUUGCCUCUUUAUUCUUCAUCCUACUUUCAAUCACAACUUUUUGCCUGGAAACCCAUGAAGCGUUCAAUACCAUCAAGAACAAAACAGAGCCAACCAUCAAUGGUUCCGAGGUAGUUCUACAGUAUGAAAUAGAGACGGACCCUGCUCUGACAUAUGUUGAAGGAGUCUGCGUGGUGUGGUUUACUUUUGAGUUUUUAGUCCGUGUUGUUUUUUCACCCAACAAACUUGAAUUCAUCAAGAACCUCUUGAAUAUCAUUGACUUCGUGGCAAUUUUGCCCUUCUAUCUUGAGGUGGGCCUCAGCGGGCUCUCCUCCAAAGCUGCUAAGGAUGUCCUCGGUUUCCUCAGGGUGGUGAGGUUUGUGAGAAUCCUGCGAAUCUUCAAGCUCACCCGACAUUUUGUCGGCCUCAGGGUACUGGGUCACACCCUCCGAGCCAGCACAAAUGAGUUUUUGCUUCUGAUAAUCUUUUUGGCAUUAGGAGUGUUGAUAUUUGCCACCAUGAUCUAUUAUGCAGAACGAAUAGGUGCCAGACCCAAUGACCCAUCAGCUAGUGCACACACAGAGUUCAAGAACAUUCCUAUUGGUUUCUGGUGGGCUGUGGUCACCAUGACCACUCUUGGGUAUGGAGACAUGUAUCCAAAGACUUGGUCAGGCAUGCUAGUAGGUGCGCUGUGUGCUUUAGCUGGGGUGCUUACCAUAGCCAUGCCCGUGCCUGUUAUUGUCAACAAUUUUGGAAUGUACUAUUCUCUGGCUAUGGCAAAACAGAAGCUUCCUAGAAAGAGAAAGAAGCAUAUCCCACCUGCUCCUCAGGCAAGCUCCCCUAUAUUUUGCAAGACAGACUUGAACAUGGCCUGCAAUAGCACACAGGGGGAUGUUUGUCUGGGAAAAGACAAUCGACUGAUGGAACACAAUAAGUCAGUGUUAUCAGGUGAAGACAGUACAGAAAGUGAGCAGCCACUGUCACCUGUGGAAAGGCUCCCACCAAUCAGACGCUCUAGUACCAGAGACAAAAACAGAAGAGGGGGAACAUGUUUCCUACUGACAGCAGGUGAUUACGCGUGUGCUACUGAUGGAGGGAUCAGGAAAGGCUAUGAAAAAUCCAGAAGUUUAAACAACAUAGCUGGCAUGGCAGGCAAUGCCCUGAGACUGUCUCCAGUAACAUCACCCUACAGCUCACCUUGUCCUCUAAGACGUUCUCGAUCUCCCAUCCCAUCUAUCUUAUAAAAUAGAUGACUUCCAUCGGCUACAUAACUAAAAGUGAAGUGCUGUUUAUCACCUAAUGGAAACAAGUAUAACAUUAACUGUAGGUUCCACUAAAACAAGUAUAGAUCAUUGUAUGAUAUAACAGUCAGUAGCAAGCAGUGCUACUUAGAUUGCUGAAGACCUUAGUUGUGCUUACAGACUACUAAAAUAGUAUUUCCCCCUUACCUGCUUUUGUCCUAAACAGCAAUAAAAGGACAGUUAGUAACUUCACCGGCUAGUAUAAAUAAAUAAGCCUAUUUUCAGGGACUUGUUUUUAAAUCUGUGUGCUUCCAGUUGAUAAUCACUUCAUUGGACCUUCAUUUCUUGUGACUCUAACCCAUUCUGAAGACAUCUGGAAUAUUGUCUUGAUUACAUACAAUUUGACUUCAGUCUGAUCAUUUGCUGUCUCCAUCCUGUCUCCAUCAUCUGACACCCGUCUUGCAAAUUAACCAGGACCGCAAUUGGCUCAGGAUUUUGUGGGUUUGUUGUGUUUCUUUUUCUUCUUCCUUCAUUGUACCAUCUCACAGAAACCACAGCAAUGAUCAACAGGUCUGCAUGUGGGGAUGGGUUGUUUCUUGUUUUUCUUUCUUUUUUUGACCUCUUUGAUUUAUUUAUUUUUAACUUGCUUUGUCAAUAAUGUUACUUCUUGAUUGAUUAAGUUUGGUACUAGCCUAAUGUAUCAGAGUUCUGAAUGUUUCCGGUUGUUUGCACACAGAUAACUGCAAAGAGGUUGUCAUUACUGGUUACACGCAAGCAGAGGCCAGAUCUCUUUCUUAAUGGCUUGGGGAAGGCACAAAACAUGAAAGAAAGGUAAACACCAUCCAGGGUUGGAGUAUUAAGUUAGCAAGUGCUGCUUCGUUCUACAAUCAUUUCUCUCCUCCAGGGUUCUUCAAUAUUUUCAGAGGCAGAGUGCCCAGUGAAAGCAAGAACUCUAUGGAAGGCUAUCGUUCUUUUUGUUUAUUAUAUUAUACCUGGUUUUGUUAUAGAUGCAGGAGGGCAAUAUAUUUCCAGAGGGGUUUUUGACCAGCCUCAAACCUCUUAACUCCAAAGCUUUCACAAUUUUAUUUUUUGCUGUCAAUGCUUUCUUUCUCUCCUUAUAAUUCUUGGUCCUGUGUGUUGUUUCCGUUUGCCUGCUUGCCUGUCUGGCUUCCUGUCCUGUCCAAAUUUCUCAUCUGUCUCCAUUAAGCACAGUUGCCUUCUUCAGAAAUGCUCUCUUCAUACAAGAUUAGCUGCUAAAAGCAUUUCCUUCCUUCCCUCACUUUUUUGAUAUAUGUAUCUAUGCAUAUUUCAAGAAUAACUGUAUAUCGUUUUAGUGGGCACCUCUUCGACAUUUCCCCCCAAAUGUUGGAUUCAGUAGUGGUUUUAUCAUUUCAGUAGGGUUGCUGCUUCAAUCCCACUCUUUACCAAUCUGCAUUCAUUCUUGUGUUCGGACUUUAUUCCCUACACUGCCUUUUUCUUUACAAUGAAACAAGAUGGCUUUAUUUAUGCAACAUCAUGAAUGCAGUCACAAGUAGGAUGUUUUGGGCUGGUGAGGAAAAACACCCAACAAUAUAAAAACCUUAGAGAAAUAGAAGAUGGGGGAAAACAUAGAGAUCCCUGAGAUUGUUAAAAUAUAUCCCUGAAUUUUCCAUGUUGUGUUUUGUUAGGAAAUGAAUUCUAUUUAACCAUGUAAGAUAUUCUUCUGUAUAUAAGAUAGCAUAAGCUGCAUGUGAGAAUAUUCCUGUACAAAAAUGUAUUUAUCAGUACUUACAUUUCUGAUAUUUAGAGAUGUACAUUGAUUUAGUUUUGGUAAAGAGCACUGGUAGACAGAUAUUAACGUAAUGUAUAUACUUAAUAUGCAAAUAGAUUCUAGAGCAGGAAUUAAUAUCUGGUGCUGCUGUUAUUGACUACAGUGUUAUACCGAAUUUAUCAUGGAUUUUUGACUGCUGAAAAAGGGACAAUGGAAUUUAGCCAUACCAAGGAUUGUGCUGGAAAGAGACUGCUCCUCCUGAAUGGGCCCUGAUAUUCACCUGCCGCCUUGAAGAGAUCUUUCUAAUUUCCUAUGGAAGUGGAGCUUGUUAUGAGGAUUAAGGACCAAUUCCAGCUUCUGCUGCCAGCAGACGCAAUGAUUAGUCACUAUUGAUGAGUCAGCUGUAAAUAAGAUGUGUGUGCAUGGAAUAUCAGCUUUAGCCAUCGUUGCCAAGGGAUGCUAAACUCAAAAGACAUCACCUCCGAGACUCCAUGAAAAAAAGGCUGACACACCUCUUUGUAUAUUCUUCUUGGUCCCUACAGUAGGUUCAUGCUGUGGAUCAUACAAAGGCACACAUGUUUUAACAAUAGUGAUGUAAACGCUGUCUGUCAUAGGUUUCCUCAUAACAACUGUAUUUUUGCAAAGUUUUGUAAUGCGUGAACAUAAACGGCAUAGGGUUUUUGCUACGUCUUUGCACUCUCAGUUUGCCAUAUCUAUAUUUUUAUGAAUACUAGUGAACAUGCCUACAUUUUUAGUUUCCCUUUCACUUGGACAUGAGAUCUGUGACUGCAAAUGAGAAGAGUAAAAUGCAUUCACUAAUUUGUCCAGAGAUCUCUAUAAAAUUUAUUUUUCUUUCAUUUUUUUGUUCACUUCAUUGUUACCUCAACUUAUAGAUAUUGACAAAUAUAAAAUAUUGGCAGUAAAAAUAUAAUUUUUUAUUGAAGCUAUCACAGAAGCAGCAUCAGUAAAUAUAAAAUAUAAAACAUAAAAUAGAUCCUAAAAAUGUAUAUUUUGCAUAAGAGAGAUAUUCUUUACUUUUUUGUGACUUUUGUGGUAAGAUUGUUCUAGUCUAUUCGACGUCUAUGAUGCUUUGUAUCCGGGUACUGUGUAAUAACUUAUGUUCUCUCCAUCCUGUUCAGUAAGAUCUUCUCCAGAAACUGUUUGUCACCCUGGUAUUUUGAAUGUAGGGACCUUUCCCACAUAUGAAACUCUGUGUUGUAGACCUCUUUGUGAACAUGUCAAAAGGUGCAUGCACAAGCCUGGUGGAAACCAGUGGCCAUGUAAUUAACAGAAAUGGAGAAUAAAAUGCAGAUGAUCCGGGGAGGAAGCUGGAACAUA